AUGGCCGAACUCACGACAACGAAGCUUGACCCAGAUAACCACCUUCUACUCGACCAACCAUUACUUCGCUUGCCCAACGAGCUGCUGCGGAAGAACUUGAAGACGGCGCAACGGAACAUCGAGCAGACCAACAAAACUAUCACUAAAGAUGUGCAAGCAGCAGUCAGUCAGCAGCCAGACCAAGCCCUGGCGGCACUCGAAGCAACUCUUGCCAAAGCACAGAAUCUGAAGCGCAAGCUCGAGCAGCUCCAUGCCGAAGAGCAGAGCCUCCAGCGCCAGCAGCGCUUGCGGAUCGAACACUUGCAACAGCUCCACGAGAUACCGAGCCUCGCAGAUGUCAAGUACGACACGUGGUCGCAUACCCGCUUAGAUCGCCUACUUGUGGACUAUCUACUUAGACAAGGCUACACGGAAAGUGCUCGGGAGCUGGCGGUUGAGAAGAACAUCAAUGACCUGGUCGAUGUUGGUGUCUUUGAAGAUUGUGGGAGGAUAGAGAAGAGCUUGGUGGAUGGUCGGACGCAGGAGUGCUUAUCGUGGUGCAGUGAGAACAAACAGGCUCUGAAGAAGAUCAACAGCAAUCUUGAGCUUGAGCUGCGGUUACAGCAGUUCAUUGAGCUGGCGAGAAGUGGUGAUGUCAAGAAUCAGGUGGAUGCGAUCGUUCAUGCACGGAAACAUUUGGCUGGUGGUCAAGAUACCGAGUUCGGCUUAAGAGCUGGUGGUCUGCUCGCACAUCCGCCCGACACACUCGUGGAACCAUAUCGAAUGAUGUACAGCCCCGAACGCUACGUUCACUUGGCACGGCAGUUUGUCAAGACACAUCAUGAGCUCUUCUCACUACCAUCACAACCUUUACUACACAUAGCACUGAGCGCUGGUCUUUCGGCAUUGAAGACCCCCAGCUGCCACUCAGAGUACGCUCUGCAAGCGAAUGCGAAUACUGGUGCUCCCGUGUGCCCGAUCUGCAGUACCGAACUGAACGAAUUGGCACGAAAUGUUCCAUAUGCACACCACACCAAAAGCUACAUGGAAGAUGAUCCUGUCGUCUUACCGAAUGGUCGUGUGUUUGGGAGAGAUCGAUUGAAACGAUUGAAUGAGAAGCUCGGGACUGAUCCUGGCAAGAUAAAGGAUCCUACAGACAUGGAGACGGAGUGGGAUGAGCGGGAGCUCAAGAAGGUGUACAUUUCGUAG
Molecule: messenger RNA, 1188 nt
Organism: Zasmidium cellare ATCC 36951
Lineage: Eukaryota; Fungi; Ascomycota; Dothideomycetes; Mycosphaerellales; Mycosphaerellaceae
Exons: 2
Coding region: 1-1188 (395 amino acids)
Biological process (GO): proteasome-mediated ubiquitin-dependent protein catabolic process
Cellular component (GO): cytoplasm; nucleus; GID complex
Molecular function (GO): protein binding; ubiquitin protein ligase activity
Source: RefSeq, a predicted model, not a curated record